CUGACUGAAGACAGUGUUUGAUGAGAUAAAGAAUUGUGUUUCAGACAUUUGAAACCACAGGCAAGGCUCUCUCUCGGCUGGUAUCUGUGCUUCUUCAAGCAUUGGCAAGUUCUCCUCAAGGCUUUGCUUGGAUGCAACAUUUGAUCUCAUCUCGUCAAUAUCAACACGAUGGCAAAAGACUCAUCAUUACUGGUAUUUGUUUCCAAGCCCAAUCGAUGUUGACUCUGACGAUAGCGGAGGGCCUAUGGUACCGGAAAAAGCUCGCAUAAAAUAAUUCUCGUGUCCAUGGCGGCUGGGCGAACACCACGUCGGGAUACUACAGUCUUUAUCAAUGACGUUGACGACUUUCCAGAAAUCCACAGUUAAGGUAUAGUGUAAUUAGCGCAGUUAUUAACCAACUUUGUGUCCGUUACCGCCUUGGCUAGCCCAGUAUCCAAAGUUGAAACAUGUCGAACUCUGGAUGACAGACAGCCGGAUUUCCCACCUGUUUUGGCGACACGUGUGUACGCUCUUGGCAGCGGCUCAUGAAGAGAAGAAAGCAUGCGGUGAAACUGCAGCCUCUCUGGCAGUGUCUCUCGGCUGCCGCGUCAACACCUCCCAUUUGCGAACUGGUGAUUGUCGACAAUCGAGGUGGCGCUAGUCCAGACUGCCAAGAGGUGGAACGGCACAUCUUGCUCAGCUCGCUGCACCUCGAUUCGGUGGGACAGCCCCGACCCUGUCGAGCCUUUGUGUCUUUUGUCCGGGGCGGCCGGCCGGGCGAGAAGGCUCUGUGA
This is a messenger RNA of Podospora pseudopauciseta, 773 nucleotides long. RefSeq lists its product as uncharacterized. Lineage: Eukaryota; Fungi; Ascomycota; Sordariomycetes; Sordariales; Podosporaceae. The coding region runs from base 525 to 773 and encodes 82 amino acids. The record is from RefSeq and is a predicted model, not a curated record. The transcript is spliced from 3 exons.